Messenger RNA from Pelodiscus sinensis (Chinese soft-shelled turtle), 984 nucleotides. The record is from RefSeq and is a predicted model, not a curated record. NCBI's taxonomy places the organism in Eukaryota, Metazoa, Chordata, Testudines, Trionychidae.
CCCACGGAAAUUUUCCUUGAAAAUAAAGACAACAGCUUUCCACAGAUUCAGAAUGUACCUACAGUAAAAGACUCUUCAGAGUCCUUUGCUAAAAAGCUUUGUAUUGGAGAGUUUGUUGGAAACCAGGGGAGGAGGAAAGAGAUUGAUCAGGGAGGGGAAAGGUUGAAGCCAAAGGAUUUUCCAUUCCGCAAGCUGCAAGUUAAAGAUCUCAAAGACUCCAGGAUAGAAAUGGAACUGAGGAAAGUAGCCUCUGCAAUGGAGGAAGCAGAACUAGACCCAAGUGAGUUACUGGGCAGCAUUGAAGAGAGUGAUGACACUGAUGAAACCCUCACUUCACUUCUCAACGAAAUUGCCUUUCUCAAUCAGCAGCUGAAUGAUGACACUUCUGGCAUGUCAGAGCUGCCCAAUACCCUGAGUUCAGACUUUUCCCCAGAAGACUCUGAAACUCGCAGGGGAGCUGCCAGUGACCUGGCUGCUGCAGAUGGAUCCUCCUUCCCGUACGGUCACUUGGGUAGCAGUUUCAAGGCCCUUUCUGAAGUUCGCGAGAGUAGUGGCUCCAUAAGCCCCCUCCUGCUUCACCUAGAAGAUGAUGACCUUACGGAUGGUGAGAAGAACUCAGCAGAACCUUCAUCUCAAGCAGAUAUUUUGAAGAUAGUGAUAGGCUCUGACAUGAAGGACCCACUUGCCAAACUCUCAGUAACUGAUGGUGGUCACGGUAAAACUUUAGAUCCCUUGGCAGAGACCAGUGUGUCUCCUCCAAUCCUGCAAAUGAAAACCAAUCUAGAAGCUGGUAAUACUGACACAUUGUGGAGGCCUAUGCCCAAACUGGCCCCACUUGGGUUAAAAAUUGCAAAUCUUCCAUUAGACUCAGAAGGGCAGAGUACCAAGGUGAUGCCAGUGUUGGCGCCUGUAGUUGCAAAACUGGCACCCAUUGGUUUAAAAAGUAAAUUACCUGCAACUGACCAGGAAGAACAGGACAGUAAA